UUUGCAUAAGUUUCUAAGCAAACUUCCUUCCAUUCACUAGGUUCAACACCUGAAAUGUGAUUGUGAAGGCUCUGAAAUCUCCUGACCUUUGGAGAAUAGCUUCCAGCCGCCAUUGUCCUGGCGCGAUCGGAAUAUACAUACAGAUCUGUGUUAUACCAACCAGCUUCAACGAGGCUCUCCCCUCCGAGAGCGUUACAGGAACAUGCCUCUGGGGGCGUGGAGAGGGCGGCCUUGCAGAGGGAUUGAUUUUCACGGUUAGCGCUGAACCUCAGAUACCAAAGCUCAUUAUUGGAGGCAGAAAGUGGAUAAUUAAUUGUCUUCAAUCUCUUGCUGGAUCCAUUUAGCACAGGGGAUGAAACUAAGCGUUGGAGACUCCACAGCACUCUUCCCAGUGCAGCAGUUCGCUCCCUGUGUGCUGGAGAGUGUCGUGCGCUGAGACAGGCGGGCACCCGCACUGGCGCUGCUACAGCCAGAGCCCAGGGGCAGGGGGACUUGGAAAUCAGUGAUCUUCAAAGCACUGUUAUUUUUUGAAUCAUGCUGAAUAAAGUAAAUGCUGGACAGUUGUUUUGUGGCUGCCAGGCCUGUCGGCCCUGCACUGGUUAAUAUGCAGUUAUCUAUUACUUUAAUUGUACUGUGCAUAUUAAAUAUGUCAAGCAUUCCGCCAGAACAGCUCUAAAGGCAUUUAAGGGGGGGGGGGGCUGUACCUGCUGGUGGAGGAUUGGUCCUCAGAUGUUAAAAGGAAAAGCUGGAUUUUUUUUAAUUCUGAUCUAGAAUAUUCUUGUUUCCUGUAGUCUGGGCUGCUUUCAUAAAUAGUGAGUGUGUAUGUGUGUGCGCACGUGUGCAAGGACCUUUGCUGUCUCUGAAUGGAGCCCCUAUCCCAACGUCAUGCCAAUCAAACCUUUCCCCCACCCACCCCAUCGGCUUUCGUGUGUAUGCCAGAGUGGAAAGAAAAGGGGUUCGGUUUCUGUGGGGUUUUAGAAUUUCAAAGCUUUCUCCUAGGCCGGUUUGUCCUUCACAACCUGCAAGGAACCGGGGGCUAUUUUAACGUCCAGCUUCAGGCUGGGGAGUGACAGAAAUCUGAGAAUAACCAUGAGCUGAAAUAGCACUUCUGGGCAGCCGCGUGCUGCAGAUUGCCUGCUAGGUCUCCAGGGCUGUGGCAGGGCCAUGACAGGUGGGCUCUAGGGCCUGUCUCGCCCUGACGGCUCCUGCGUAGCUGGUCGCUCGCUGUCUGCCCUGCCUUUGGAGCAAGUGUCCCUUCUGCGGGCGAAGGGAGCGUUUGCACUCUUGGGGCGCUGCGUGACGUCACCCAGGGGCUGCCACGUUACUCGUGGCACGUCUGGAUCAGAGUCUGACUGGGGUGAGAGACGGGCCAGUGUGCCCAUCGGGGAAGGGGGCAACCGUGCCCACCUGCCACUGGUGCCCAGCUAGGACACAGUCCCUGGAAAUGGGAGACUCUUCCCAGGAGGCUACAUUGAGAAAAGAAAAGAAAAUCUUCCUGUCCCCCCUGCAGGCCCCUGCCUGCGUCCUUUCACCUCCCCCUCUGGUGAGCCAGGGGAGUGUGUGUGUGUGUUCACUGCUGAGAGGUCAGAGCACUAAGCCGGGCCAGAGAACGCGGCCCUCAGCCGUGGAGACGCCGCUGGGGCAGCUGCUGAGCCGGGCAUCACCGGGCAGGGCGCCUGCUGCAGGGGGCAGGUGGGUCAGACACGCAGCUCAGCACAGGCUGGGAGUGCAGGGGGUUGGACGUGGGUCCCAGCAGCUCCUGCGGCGGAGGUGUUGGUGUCCCCAGUAGCUGUGAAGUGCUCAAAGGAGGGGCCCGAGCCAGCGCCCGGGGCCGGCAGGGGCAAGACACCCAUUGCUUGGGGUGAGCAGGAGCUGAGUGCGGGAGUGGCUGGCUCUAGCCUAUAGGGACAGUGCAGGGGAAGGGGGGGUGAGUACCCCGGGUGGGUCUGUAGAAAGCAGGGGAGAGGAUGCAAUUCAGGUCUUUCUGCUGCCAAGCAAACCCUGUGGAUUGAUUGAGUGAUGUGAGUGCGACUGGGCCGCGGUGGGUCGAACGCUGCGUGUGGGGCAGCAGGUGGGGCCCAGGACUGCUCCACGCCUUCGGGGAGGGGCCAGGCUGCACCGGUCCCCGUCCUGGUGCCUCUGCUAUGGAAGCGCCCGUCCCCGUGCCAGGCAGGGCCCGCAGCUGGCUUCUCGCUGCUUUAACCCUACCCACGCCACCCUCGUUUGAGGGGCCCGGGGACGCCGCAGCCGCCCCAGGCAGCUUCAUUUGGGAGCUUGCGCUCGUUUGGGUAACUGUGUGGGAGACUAUGAACCCUCCCGCUCAGAGCCGGAGGUGCUGUGUCUCCAGCCCCUGCUCGCCCACUCCCAGCACAUCUGCGCCGCGAGCCGGCGCUGGAGCCCGGGCGCCUAGUGCUGUGUGACUGGGGCAGCUCUCAGCUCAAAGGGCAGGAGCUGGUUUGCUGGCUCAGCACCCCCUUGGCCCUGGCCGGAGACGCUAGGCCCCCGGGCUGAGCUGGGCAUGUCUGCGCAGUGGGUGCCUGGAGCAUCAUGUCCUUGUGGAAGGGAAGGCCAGCGAGACCCUGGGCUCAUGGCCAGGAAGGGUUACGGGGGGACCUGGCCUGUCAGGAGGUGGCCAUGAUGGCUACAGGCCACCCAACGCUGUGGCUUAGCACUUGCUAAGCAUCCCCUUGCUGGUCCCUGAGCUGCAGACACCGGCACGGUCGCUGGGCUCUUGGGGCAGCAAACACCCGCCAGGCUUCUCCAACCCAUUGUCGUGGACUCCUGCUACGGCUCAGUGCUCUGGGGGGAGCCGCGCUCCCCGUCCACCUCUCCUGCGUCACUACAUUACACCUGUAGCCACCACGGCUUCCAAAGUGCAGGGUGGAGCUCGUCGUCCGGCAGGCACUGGGCUCCUUGCUGAUUCCGGGGAAGGGACGAAUUAGAAACCGCAGGGUCUGUUUUAUCCUGUGGGGCAGAGCUGUGUGGGCAGCCAGGCCUCAGGUGUUCGACUCCCCCUGCCCCCACCAGCCAUCUUUGCAUCACACUGUUCCUCAUCUGCCCUCGGCGCAGGCCUGUCACUUACUGCUGUGGGCUGGAGAUAUGACGUGCACCCGGAUGAUACUGUCCGAACCUGUCUGCCUAUUGGUAACUGUACACGGGCUGCUCCUGUCUCUGCUGCGCAGCCUGACUGCACGUGGCUGGGCCACCAGCUCCAGAUCCCUGCCGCAUUCACAGAGCGAAGACACGAGGCGGCUGGCAGUUAAUGGAGGAUGAGAAGCAGUGUGUUUUACUGCCUUCGGGCCUGGCCUGGCCUGGCCUGGCCUGUGGCUCUGCGCUUUCCUCUCCCAUCUGCUCUAGGGCCACUCUCGGCUCUCCAGCCUUGCUGGACUCCUCAUCUUCGCGGCCUGCUCUCCCAUCUUCCCCAAGCCCCGAAUGCUGCGGCUGCCACAAGGCCACGUCACCCCCAUCUUCAGACCCCACCCUGACUCUCCUUAGGUCGGGAUCCAUCAUUCAAUGGCCAUCCUAGGGUUCACCAACAAACACCCUCCUCGGCUGGCCCCAGACCACCUCCUGGACCUUUCCCUGGCCUCCCUCGCUUCCCAGCUCCCGUCAGAUAACACUUCUCUGCAACCCCAUCCGUCCGGAACAGCCUCCCGGGAUGUUUCCACCACAUCAACUGGCCAGUUUGGGUCAAAUCUCUUUAAAUCCCUCUUCUGUGGCUAGCCCUCCCCUGGGUCUCCAGGCAGCGUCUUUAGCCCCGCUGCAUCUGUAACGUGGCAUCUCACAGGUAAUUCUGCGAGCGGCUUGGUUUGCAGUGUGGGGCGUGCACUGGGCCGAAUUCAAGUGAGAUUUGUCCUGCAUGUUGACAUCAGACCUGAAAGUGCAGCUAGAGCUCUGAACUGCUUCCAGCAGCUGCUCCUAGCUGGGAGAUGGUCUCUGCCGGCGGGGGUGGGGGAUCUGUGUGUGCACCCCUCCCCCCCACACACUUGGACCCACCGCUCUAAGGUUAGCUUUACUGUGUUAAGAAUGGGAUUGCUCUGUGCUGACACCUCCCCCCAGGCCACGUCGGUAGCACGGAUUUACCAGGAAUUUUGGGGAAGAGCUGCCAGUCGUGUAUUCACUGUUAGGAACAAACUUUCCCAACUGCCGUGUUUUGUCCUGGAAACCCCCCAAGGGAAAAUCUUCUUUCCCUGCUGUUCCCUGGCUGUUAAACGUUCGAUGGGAUGGAGAUUGUCUUCGGCCCCCGAGUAUCUUUGCACCCUUGGCAGGUGAACAAAGCCUUCAGCUCUUUGGCCCAGUAGAUUGAACGACUGGAAUUACUGUCAGUUCUGAGCGCUGAGAGCUCUGUCGCCACCACUAGGUGGAGCUGUGAGGAACUAAAACAAUCGGAAAAGGGGGGGACCUCAUUUGCGCUGGGCUGUUUUUAUCCCUGGUAGUGACAGGUCCAUUCCCCGCCGGAGCCAGUCCCACACGGGGCAGAGAAUGGGUCACUGCCCCAUUGAGCUACAUUCCCCUCAUCACUGGCGCCUCCCAGCCCCAUUUACUGAUUGCGUAGGUGUGUGCGUGCACUCGUGCCUGCGUGUCCAAAAUGGGCUGGACUCAGCUGCCUUCGAUGCCAGUGUGUCCGCACACCGCACACCCGAACACGCGUCUGCACACCCGAACGCAGGCAUUCACACACCGCACACCCGAACCCGCGUCUGCACACCCGAACGCAGGCAUUCACACACCGCACACCCGAACACGCGUCUGCACACCCGAACGCAGGCAUUCACACACCGCACACCCGAACACGCGUCUGCACACCCGAAUGCAGGCAUUCACACACCGCACACCCGAACGCAGGCAUUCACACACCGCACACCUGAACACGCGUCUGCACACCCGAAUGCAGGCAUUCACACACCGCACACCCGAACGCAGGCAUUCACACACCGCACACCCGAACGCAGGCGUCUGCACACCCGAACGCAGGCAUUCACACACUGCACACCCGAACGCAGGCGUCUGCACACCCGAACGCAGGCAUUCACACACUGCACACCCGAACGCAGGCAUUCACACACCGCACACCUGAACACGCGUCUGCACACCCGAACGCAGGCAUUCACACACCGCACACCCGAACACGCGUCUGCACACCCGAACGCAGGCAUUCACACACUGCACACCCGAACGCAGGCGUCUGCACACCCGAACGCAGGCAUUCACACACUGCACACCCGAACGCAGGCAUUCACACACCGCACACCUGAACGCUGGUGUCUGCACACCCGAACGCAGGCAUUCACACACUGCACACCCGAACGCAGGCGUCUGCACACCCGAACGCAGGCGCCCACACACAGCACACCCAAACACAGGCGUCCGCACACCCGAACGCAGGCGUCUGCACACCUGAACGCAGGCGUCCACACACUGCACCCCAAAAUGCAGGCAGGGCCUCCCGGAGGCUGAACGUGCGGGUCUGUAGAAAGUCCUGGGUUCAUGCAGCUCGGAGCUCUGCAAACCAGGGACGGUUAGCUGGGCCCAGCCCCUUGGCUCGGCAUAAUGUCCAUCCGAGCUAAGGUGUUCACAGGAGCUGUAAUCUGCAUUGUGAUCAUCCCUAGGCUUGGAAGAAGUCAUGGUCUCCUCCUCCUCACCAUAUUGGUCUUACCCUCAUCAGGAGCACAUCCGUCGCCUUCCCUUUAGGACGGGGGGCAGGGUGUUGGGCGUGUCUCUGGGCACGUUGGCAGCUUCCAGACCUGGCAUUCUGAGAACUUGAGUUGCAAGGUUUUGAUGGCCUCUGUUGACCCGUUCAGCACAUGUGGUUGGUUUUUAAGCAUCUGUGUGUAGGAGUACCGCGCUCUGGGGGUGCUGGGGAGGGUAGCCAGGGACUAGCCAUUGAAAUGCGGAUCUCCUUGAUAAGCUUUCUGGGCAGGCUGAGGCAUUUCCUCCCACUUGGCGUUCACCAAAACUACGCUUGUAAAUAGUUUUGAUAUUUAUUUUGUGUACUUUCUGCAGCUCAGUGUUCCUGGUGCCAGUGGGUGGCCGCGUUUGCCUCACGUUGGACACAGCUCAAGGCACACACCAGGCCAGUGGCCUGUUCUGGUGGGAUGAUUUAUUUUUUAAUGACGCAACAUUAAAAAGUCAAAGCAUUAAAUAUUUUUCUUCAUCUCAUCUUCUUAAAGCUGGUCGGAGCUGGUCGGCAAGACCUGGUUGCCUUCGUUGGCCCUGGCACCGUAAGCAAUAAGGUUUGUAGUAAUAAGUUCCAAGUCAGUAAAACUGAGUCUUCAGGGCCCAUGGAGGGGGUGGGGGAUCUCACUGCAGAUUGGUUUGCCUUUGCAUAGGGACCUGGUAGCUUAGAACCACCGUUUAUGGGUCUGUGCGCUCUCGUGUCUCCUUAGGACAGGAAAUCACGGACCCGAUGGCAGGGCUGGACCCAACACCAGCUGGGGAGUCUGGGGAGGAAAGCUGCCAACGGGCUUGUAUUCCAGUGUGCAUCUGACUGGGGCAAAGCCCCUGAUUAACUUAGGAAUCCCCUAAAAUGGCCAGGAUGGACCAAGCUACUUAUUAGCCUGUUGCAACUUAGGACCUUUUAACUAAUGUCCCCAUCAUGUGUCUGCUCUUCUGGUUGUGGAAAACGUAAUUCCACAGCCACAGAGGGGGUGACCUACCCGCCGGGUUCUUGCACUGAUGCUCUUAAGGCAUUUAGCCAGACUUCCUCGGGACCUGCCCAGGAUGGCUCCCAAAUGCUCCCUGGCUCUUUGCUCGGAGCUUUCUGGGAUUUUGGUCUAGGGUUUGUGUCUUUAUAAAUGUGCUCAGAAUUUUUUUCACUCUUUUUGUGCUUGAUGCGUGUCUUGGUUCUAGCCCUCAGGAAGAGCAAACCUAGCCCCAAGCUGUCUGCGUUGGAGCGUCUCGUGCUUCUAGUCCUUUAACUUCUGAUUUUUAGCCAGUGGAAUCUUUUGUUUCCUGAUGUUGGUUUCCUGGUCACAUAGGGCUCUCCCCUGCACCCCUCAAACUUCCUCCUUUGGGACAUUGUAGAAACCAGUAAUUUUCUCUUUUAAAGUGUGUGUCAACUUUCCAAUGGUAGUUCCUUUUAAUAACAAAAAGGUUUUUCUGCAUCUACAUCUGCUGCCCUUGGAGAACUUUGUAGUUUCCCUGUGACACUGAUCUGAGAAGCCCAGGACCACACGAGUCCCCUGCCGCCCCGUCUGGUACUGUAUGUAUGAGCCUAACCAAUGUGAACUUUAGAAGCAGCUAGGAGGCCUGUAGGCUGGUGCCCGUAUAGGUUGGAGGAUCUGGCUUGGAUCUGCAUUUCCAUUCUGUUCUGGGUAUUAGGAACGACUUCAGUGUGACCGGAGAAAAUGAAAUGUCUGCUGUGAAUUGCGGGUCGGAGUGUUGAACAAGGUUUUCAUUCGCUAAUGUUUACAUACCUCACCUGAAGGACCUUGGAAAGUGUAUAUAACAAAAUAAAAUUAUAUUGAGUUGCUUUAAAACAAUACGUGUAACUGUAAGAGCUGGAGUGAUCUGAACUGUCUCAAGUCUCUGAAUAGUGACGUUGUGAACUCUGUGCUCCUGUGUUUUAUUCCUGUUAGACUCUGGGAGAAGUUGUGUUCUUGUUACUGGUUAAACUCCUUCCGGAUUCCCACCACCUUGUUUUCUUUUGUUCCUUAGACAUUGAUAACGACCCAACGAGCUUUCUAAAAGUCCUGAUUUUAUUGCAGCUUAUUAAACUUCCCUUUGAUAUCGAA
This is a messenger RNA of Mauremys reevesii (Reeves's turtle), 7733 nucleotides long. RefSeq names its product mucin-3A-like. NCBI's taxonomy places the organism in Eukaryota, Metazoa, Chordata, Testudines, Geoemydidae. The record is from RefSeq and is a predicted model, not a curated record. The transcript has 2 exons. The coding region runs from base 4483 to 5457 and encodes 324 amino acids.